AUGGAAAAGGGUGGAAUGGUGGAGUCCAGCACAGGCAUCAAGGAGGCAUCAGUGGAGAGACGACAGUCAAUAUGGACAGGACCACUGAAGAAACAGCUGGCCUUAGAGAACAGCUACUGUGUGUUUUCCCAGUUCACUCUCCAGGACACGACCACUCAUGUCGGUGCUCUGGCCGUGGUGUGUGUGGUCCUCUGUCUGAGCGCUGUCCUGCUCGUCUGUCUGCCCUGGCUGGCCACCAUGAGGCGCUGUGGAGGAGCGCUGGCGCUCUUCGUCUGGGGCUCGCUCUACACCACGGCCAUGGUCUUCGUCUUCACUGGCGGGCCUGUGUCAGCAUGGGAACAAGUGGCGUUUUUCCUCUUCCUGUCUCUGAGUGUGUACACCGUGCUGCCUCUCUCUCUGGCCUGGGCCCUCAUGGUUGGGAUAGGAACCAGUGUCUCACACAUCAUCAUCAUCAGUGUGUAUGUCCCCGUCACCAGGCCAGACACACCGCAGCUGGCUGAGCAGCUGGUGGCGAAUGCCGUACUGUUCAUUUGUGUGAACUGCAUCGGGUUGUUUCACAUGUGGAUGGCCAAGAGAGAUCUCAGGAAGUCCAAUCAGAAGAGGCAAGAGUUCAGCGCCAUACGCUUGCAGAAGGAAGUCAAAAACUAUCAGCAGGAGGGGCUUCUUCUGUCGGUGUUGCCUCGCUACAUCGCCGAAAAGCUGAAAGACGAGGUGAUAAAGAAGCUUUCUAAAUCUGAAGGACAAGUGGACAACAAAACCACCCUAACCAACUUUCACAGCUUUAUUGUGGAGAAUCACAAAAAUGUCAGCAUCCUGUACGCAGACAUCGUGGGCUUCACAAAGCUGGCCAGUACCUGUUCUCCAGAGGAACUGGUUUCUGUUCUCAACAAGCUUUUUGGCAAAUUUGAUGACAUUGCAAAGAAGAACGGCUGUCUUCGCAUUAAGAUCCUGGGUGACUGCUACUAUUGUGUAUCUGGUCUGCCAUAUCCCAUUUCUACCCAUGCUGAGAACUGUGUUCAGAUGGGGCUGGACAUGUGCACUGCCAUCAGUGACCUGCGAGACGUGACAGAGGUGGACAUCAACAUGAGGGUUGGCGUUCACACUGGUAAUGUGCUCUCCGGUGUGAUUGGCCUGCAGAAGUGGCAGUACGACGUGUGGUCAGAUGACGUCACUUUGGCCAAUCAGAUGGAGUCUGGGGGUGUUCCCGGGCGAGUCCACAUAACCGAGGAAACGCUGCAACACUUGAAUGGAAACUACGACGUGGAAGAUGGUAAUGGAGAAAGUCGAAAUCCUCUUCUUAAAGGAAAAAAAACGUACCUUGUGAUUGACCCCAACAAGCCACGCAGUAUUUCUCGGAGGCCUAAAGCAGUAGGUGUCAUUAUGGCUGUGAACAGGCUUGUUUCAGAAGAGAACAUUAAGCGGGCAUCUCUCCGGAUGUCUCAGUACCUCCAGUCGUGGAAAACCGUCCAUCCUUUUGAAGAACUCAGGAACCCUGAAAAAAAGAAGCUUUUUAAGCCUUUUAAAGCCGCCAUAAAGCGAUCUCAUCUGACACAGGAAGGACCAUCUUAUCGUAACAACCCUAACCGUCUCUCUGUUGACAGCAGUGUGAAGGGAUCACAGGACACAGUGGACAUUAUAGGGAAGGGCAUCCAGUGCAAAAACGAAUGCCAAGUCUUCAUGCGAUUCUUCCUCCCAGGAACUAACUUCACCUCAGUGGCUAACAUCACAGAGUUAGAAGGAUUCAGGCUGUAUACUGUACCUUACUACCUGUACUGCUGCCUGCUGGCCAUGCUGGGAGUCAUCGUGUUUGUCAAGAUCUGCUUCUCUGUGAAGUUCCUGCUGCUCACCCUGGCUGUAGUGGUUUACCUGGCCCUCUUCCUCUAUGUUUAUGUCCAGAGGUCCUACUCUCUCAUCGACCUGCUGAAAAUGAAUCACAGUGGCAAAAUGAUCGGUGUCCUGAAGGACCCUCUGAUCAUGUCGGGGGUUUGGCUGGUCAUCUUUUACUUUGUGUGCCUCAUACUGAUCAGACAGGACGAGCUGACUUGUCGUGUGGAUUUCCUGCUGGACAGAUGUUUCAAAACAGAACAAGAGGAGAUGGAAACCAUCGAGAACAUCAACAAGCUGCUGCUGGACAAUGUCAUGCCGCCUCAUGUCGGCUCUUUCUUCAUGGGCAAAGCUGUUAGCAAUCAACACCUGUACAGUCAGUCGUACGAGUGUGUGUGUGUGAUGUUUGCAUCCAUCCCUCAGUUCAAAGACUUUUACACAGAGAGCAGCGUUAACGGAGACGGUCUGGAGUGUUUGCGCUUGCUCAACGAAAUGAUCGUCGACUUCGACGAGCUUCUGAUGAAGCCCAAGUUCUCCUCAGUAGAGAAGAUUAAGACGAUCGGCAGCACGUACAUGGCUGCUGUAGGACUGGCACACUUACCCCAAGGAGAAGACAAUAAGAAAGUUGAUGUGACCUACAGCCAUGUGCGCUGCAUGCUGGAGUUCGCCCUCGCCAUGAGGGGCAAACUGGAGCAAAUCAACUCCCACUCCUUUAACAGCUUCAAAUUCAGGAUCGGAAUUAACCACGGCCCGGUGAUUGCAGGAGUGAUCGGAGCCCAUAAACCCCAGUAUGAUAUCUGGGGGAACACGGUUAACGUUGCCAGCAGGAUGGACAGCACGGGGCUGCUGGACAAGAUACAGGUGACAGAGGAAACAUCCCAGAUUAUCCAGAGCAUCGGAUACGACGUCACGCUCCGAGGAGCGAUCACCGUGAAGGGCAAAGGGGAGCUCACCACCUACUUCGUUAACACGGACUAGUCGACCCCUCAGUUCUGGUCCGACCUGAGCUGCCUGAUCCUCAUCUGGUGCAGCA
This is a messenger RNA of Nematolebias whitei (Rio pearlfish), 2857 nucleotides long. RefSeq names its product adenylate cyclase type 2. Gene Ontology annotation, cellular component: plasma membrane. The record is from RefSeq and is a predicted model, not a curated record. The coding region runs from base 1 to 2802 and encodes 933 amino acids. Lineage: Eukaryota; Metazoa; Chordata; Actinopteri; Cyprinodontiformes; Rivulidae. Gene Ontology annotation, biological process: adenylate cyclase-activating G protein-coupled receptor signaling pathway; intracellular signal transduction; adenylate cyclase-inhibiting G protein-coupled receptor signaling pathway. The transcript is spliced from 22 exons. Gene Ontology annotation, molecular function: adenylate cyclase activity.